Molecule: messenger RNA, 1312 nt
Organism: Cyprinodon tularosa
Lineage: Eukaryota; Metazoa; Chordata; Actinopteri; Cyprinodontiformes; Cyprinodontidae
Gene: wdr82
Product: WD repeat domain 82
Exons: 9
Coding region: 217-1158 (313 amino acids)
Cellular component (GO): Set1C/COMPASS complex
Molecular function (GO): protein binding; chromatin binding
Source: RefSeq, a predicted model, not a curated record
UGACGUCGAGAAUGCGGGGUUUCGUCCCUCCCCUGCCGUUGACUCAAACCACACCAAGCGGGACCUGGUCGCUGAUCUUGAUAUUCUGUUGUCCUAAUCCCUACUUUUUAGCACCGCUUUUGCUCACAUAUCUUUACGAAUCACCCUAACUGUGAUCUUUGAGACAAUUUAAAGCGAGAGGAGGGCCAGCUUCCCCUCAGACACAGGCAGGCUAACAUGAAGCUAACGGACAAUGUGCUUCGGAGCUUCAGGGUUGCUAAGGUGUUCCGAGAGAACACGGACAAAAUUAACUGCUUUGAUUUCUGCUCAAACGGAGAAGCGAUUAUUUCCAGCAGCGAUGACGACUCACUGGUCUUGUAUGACUGCCAGGAGGGAAAACCCAAACGAACUCUGUACAGUAAAAAGUAUGGGGUGGAUCUGAUCAGGUACACACAUGCUGCAAACACAGUGGUCUACAGUUCCAAUAAAAUUGAUGACACUAUACGGUAUUUGUCUCUUCAUGACAACAAGUAUAUCCGAUACUUUCCUGGACAUAACAAAAGAGUGACUUCUUUGUCGAUGUCUCCUGUGGAUGACACGUUUAUUUCCGGCUCAUUAGACAAAACUAUCAGGCUGUGGGAUCUGCGUUCGCCAAACUGCCAGGGGUUGAUGCACCUUCAGGGGAAGCCAGUGUGCUCGUUUGACCCAGAGGGCCUAAUUUUUGCCGCUGGAAUAAAUUCAGAGAUGGUUAAACUCUAUGAUCUGAGAUCAUUUGAUAAGGGUCCCUUUGCAACUUUUAAGCUUCAGUACGAUCGGACAUGUGAGUGGACGGGACUCAAGUUUAGCAACGAUGGUAAACUCAUCCUUCUUUCAACUAACGGCGGCGCCCUUCGCAUCCUGGAUGCUUUUAAAGGAGCUGUGCUGCAUUCUUUUGGGGGGUAUAACAACAGUAAAGGUGUAACCCUAGAGGCUUCCUUUACUCCAGACUCUCAGUUUGUAAUGAUCGGCUCAGAGGAUGGAAAGAUCCACGUGUGGAACGCAGAGAGUGGGAUGAAGGUGGCCUUAUUAGACGGGAAGCACACCGGCCCAAUUACCUGUCUGCAGUUCAAUCCAAAGUUCAUGACGUUUGCCAGUGCCUGCUCCAACAUGGCUUUCUGGCUGCCGACCAUCGAUGACUAAGGACAAAACUGAAGCCUGUGUCGCAGGAGCCAAUGGCCAGCAGGGGGCGUUGUAAAAAGAAAAUUUAUAUUCAAGUUGUAAAUAAUCAGUUGUAGGAAUAAAACAUGUUGCUGUUUUUUUACAUUUCUAUUUAAAAUUAAAUUGUUUUUCUUGU